AAAAGGAAACCAGCGAAUUUACGGAAACUCAACAUCAUCCAAAAACUUUAAAAACAAAUUCAAAAAAAUACCUUAAAGUAAGAAAUGAUUAUUAUCAAAAAGAACUACCGAACAAAGAAACGAUAGAACAAAGAAACCAAGAAGAAAUAAAGAAACUAUUAAAAGAAUUAAAAAAUGAAAAGAAUUCUUUAAAGAAAAUGAAGAAAGACUACAAAGAAAUGAAAG
Molecule: messenger RNA, 225 nt
Organism: Racocetra fulgida
Lineage: Eukaryota; Fungi; Glomeromycota; Glomeromycetes; Diversisporales; Gigasporaceae
Source: the annotation of a GenBank genome assembly